UUAUCUUAUCAAUCGUUCACAAGAUGGAGCUGAGAAUGGCUGUGGGGUUACUAUCCCUGGCGGCAGAUAUCGCCUGCCAGAGCUUCCCACCAGGGUUCCAGUUCGGAGUGGCCACCUCCUCCUACCAAAUCGAGGGGGCAUGGAAUGUCAGUGACAAGGGUGAAAAUAUCUGGGACCACCUGCUCCACAUCAGGCCAGAGAUCGUGGUAGACCAGAGUAAUGGUGACGUGGCUUGUGACUCCUACCAUCUCUGGGAGCAGGAUCUUGACCUCAUUGCGGAGAUGGGACUGGAUUUCUACAGAUUCUCCAUAAAUUGGGCUCGGCUCCUUCCAACGGGGUUCGCUAACAAGAUCAGCGCAGGCGGUCGGCGCUACUACGGGGAUCUAAUCUCCGGACUGCGCGCGCGCGGGAUCGCGCCUGUCGUUACGCUGUACCAUUGGGACCUACCGCAGAGCCUGCAAGACCUCGGAGGCUGGGCGAAUCCCCUGUCGGUGGAGUGGUUCGCGGACUACGCGCGUGUGGUCUUCAGUUUGUACGCCGACCAGGUGGACACCUGGAUCACCAUCAACGAGCCUGUCUACGCGUGUGAACCGGCUUACAGAGGCAUUGCAGCCCCAGGACUUGUGAACGAGGUGGGGGCGCUGCUGUGCUCCAAGUACAUCCUGCUGGCGCACGCGGCGGCCUACAGGAUUUAUGAAGAAGAGUUUAAACCUAAAUAUGGCGGUGAAGUGUCCGUUGCCAACCACGAGUUCUGGUUUGAGCCGAAAACUGAUGAAGACCUGGAUAUAACAGUAUUGGCCAGAGACUACGCGUUCACCCGCUUCUCCUACCCCAUAUAUUCCACUGAAGGGGGCUGGCCACCGCUGGUAGAAGCAUUUAUGGAAGGAAAGAGUAAAUCGCAGGGAUACCCUCGGUCCAAACUGCCUGCGUUUACUCCAGAAGAAAUUCAGCUGCUGAAAGGUUCCUACGACUUUUUCGCCAUAAACCACUACACUUCGAGGACGGUUCGAGCUGCGCUGCCUGGCGAAGCAAUAGGAGCGUUUUCAGUGGACGGUUUCGAUGAAAUCGGUGCUGUGCUCGAGAGUAGACCUGAGUGGGGAUCUGGACUGAGUUGGCUCAAAGUAAACCCAGAAGGUCUCAGGAACGUGCUGAACCGGAUCAAACAACAGUAUGGAGAUAUUAAGAUCAUAGUCACAGAAAAUGGAUUCUCUGAUUUUAGUACAGACUUGAAUGACAUUGGACGAAUCGAGUACUAUAAAAGUUAUUUAGAACAGGUGCUGCUGGCUAUAAACGAAGAUAAAGUGAAUGUGGUGGGAUACACGGCGUGGUCGCUCCUUGACAACUUUGAGUGGAACUCUGGCUAUCAGUCACACUUCGGUAUGUACGCGGUAGAUUUCUCGGACCCCCGGCGCCCGCGCACCCCCAAAGCAUCGGCGCGGUACUACAAGAGCGUCGCGCGCGCAAAAUCUUUGGACGUAGGGAAUUUUACCCAGUGGCGUAGCUAGGCGUGGGCGAAGUGGGCCGUCGCCCACGGCCUCGCGCCCCAAGCGGGGCCUCGCGCGAGGCCCCUUCGGGCACCGUGAAAGAAAAAGGCCUCACAGAUGCGACUUCGCGCACGGCUAGAUUAGUUCACGCUACGCCACUGAUUUUACCACAAUGAACUGAAGUAUUUCUGAAAGUACAUACUUACAUGAAAGGUCCUAUAACAACUGAUGGUCUAAUUUUUACCCGACAAGCAACGCAAAAGCAGGGUUAUGAUUUUGACCGGAAUGUAUGUGGGUAUGUAUGUAUGUUCAUCUGUUCCCUCAUAACUUCUAAAGUACACAUUAUAAUUAACGUUGAUUAUGUUAUGACUAUUGACGAUCAUAUUAACUAUGGAAAAGUACUCGAAUUGAUCCUAUAUAAUUUAUACUCGUUGCAUCCGAUAUCGGAUCGGAUAGUGUGAAAACGCUCUUUAAGAUAAGUGGUAGACAAAUAAAAUUAUGUUUUAAAAUUUCGUGUUUUCUAUAAUGUGUAAAAUGUAAAACUACUCCAGCUACAUAAAAUAGUGGAAAUUAAAUAAAAUGGAACUAAAAAAAAUCGUACUAAAGAAAUUGUUGCCUAGUUUAAGCAUUUUACGUCAAAAAUGUGACAGUUACGUAAGUAUUAGGCGCCCUCAAUAAUUUUCUAUAAUUAUUUUUCGGACUAUAAAUAUUGUUCGCUUCACAAUAUAUUAUUAUUUUAAUUACUCU
Cydia splendana is the source of this 2231-nucleotide messenger RNA. Its product is annotated as myrosinase 1-like. Gene Ontology annotation, biological process: carbohydrate metabolic process. The record is from RefSeq and is a predicted model, not a curated record. Bases 24 to 1505 code for a protein of 493 amino acids. NCBI's taxonomy places the organism in Eukaryota, Metazoa, Arthropoda, Insecta, Lepidoptera, Tortricidae. The transcript has 12 exons. Gene Ontology annotation, molecular function: beta-glucosidase activity.